CCUGUCUUGAUGCCCCAGUGUCCCUGCAGGUCCUAGAGGCGGCUGCAGCUGGGAUGGCUGCUCCAGCAUCUCCAAGGGCCGCAGGCGGUCCCGCCCCAUGGGGGGCGCCCUAGGCCUCUGACAGCCCACGUCUGCACUCCGCCCACCCAUCCUCAGGCCACUCGCCAUGGGCGGCUGCUUCUCCAAGCCCAAGCCAGUGGAGCUCAAGAUCGAGGUGGUGCUGCCCGAGAAGGAGCGGGGCAAGGAGGAGCUGUCGGCCAGCGGGAAGGGCAGCCCUCGGUCCUACCAGGGCAACGGCACAGCCCGCCACUUCCAUGCCGAGGAGCGCCUGCCCACGCCUCACCCCUACCCCGGCGCCCAGGACUGCGUGGAGGCUGCCGUCUGCCACGUCAAGGACCUGGAGAAUGGCCAGAUGCGGGAAGUGGAGCUGGGCUGGGGGAAGGUGUUGCUGGUGAAGGACAACGGGGAAUUCCACGCCCUGGGCCACAAGUGUCCCCACUACGGCGCACCCCUGGUGAAAGGCGUGCUGUCCCGUGGUCGAGUGCGCUGCCCCUGGCAUGGUGCCUGCUUCAACAUCAGCACUGGGGACCUGGAGGACUUCCCGGGCCUGGACAGUCUGCACAAGUUCCAGGUGAAGAUUGAGAAGGAGAAGGUGUACGUCCGGGCCAGCAAACAGGCCCUGCAGCUGCAGCGAAGGACCAAGGUGAUGGCCAAGUGUAUCUCUCCAAGUGCUGGGCACAGUGGCAGCACCAACGUGCUCAUUGUGGGUGCAGGUGCAGCUGGCCUGGUGUGUGCGGAGACGCUGCGGCAGGAGGGCUUCUCGGACCGGAUCGUCUUGUGCACGCUGGACCGGCACCUCCCCUAUGACCGGCCCAAGCUCAGCAAGUCCCUGGACGCACAGCCUGAGCAGCUGGCCCUGAGGCCCAAGGAGUUCUUCCGAGCCUAUGGCAUCGAGGUGCUCACCGAGGCCCAGGUGGUCACAGUGGACGUGAGAAACAAGAAGGUUGUGUUCAAGGAUGGCUUCAAGCUGGAGUACAGCAAGCUGCUGCUGGCGCCAGGGAGCAGCCCUAAGACCCUGGGCUGCAAAGGCAAAGAGGUGGAGAACGUGUUCACCAUCCGGACGCCAGAGGAUGCCAAUCGCGUGGUGAGGCUGGCCCGAGGCCGCAAUGCGGUCGUCGUGGGAGCUGGCUUCCUGGGGAUGGAGGUGGCCGCUUAUCUGACCGAGAAGGCGCACUCGGUGUCUGUGGUGGAGCUGGAGGAGACGCCCUUCAGGAGGUUCCUGGGGGAGCGCGUGGGGCGCGCCCUGAUGAAGAUGUUCGAGAACAACCGGGUGAAGUUCUACAUGCAGACAGAGGUGUCGGAGCUGCGGGCCCAGGAGGGAAAGCUGAAGGAGGUCGUGCUGAAGAGCAGCAAGGUCGUGCGGGCUGACGUCUGCGUGGUGGGCAUCGGUGCGGUGCCCGCCACGGGCUUCCUGAGGCAGAGCGGCAUUGGUCUGGAUUCCCGAGGCUUCAUCCCUGUCAACAAGAUGAUGCAGACCAACGUCCCAGGUGUGUUUGCGGCUGGCGAUGCUGUCACCUUCCCCCUUGCUUGGAGGAACAAUCGGAAAGUGAACAUCCCUCACUGGCAGAUGGCUCAUGCCCAGGGGCGCGUGGCGGCCCAGAACAUGCUGGCACAGGAGGCGGAGAUCAGCACGGUGCCCUACCUCUGGACGGCCAUGUUCGGCAAGAGCCUGCGCUACGCGGGCUACGGAGAAGGCUUCGACGACGUCAUCAUCCAGGGGGAUCUGGAGGAGCUGAAGUUUGUGGCUUUUUACACCAAAGGCGACGAGGUGAUCGCUGUGGCCAGCAUGAAUUACGAUCCCAUCGUGUCCAAGGUGGCUGAGGUGCUGGCCUCUGGCCGUGCCAUCCGGAAGCGGGAGGUGGAGACUGGCGACAUGUCUUGGCUCACAGGGAAAGGAUCCUGAGCUCGAAUGCAGUGGACUUGGGCAGGCACAGUGGGGUCCCAGGGACAGAGGCCAAGGCCUGGGGGCAGGUGCCAAUCUCCAAUUUCCCAGGAUCCCCCAGGGCAGAACCUGAGCCCUCACGGUGCUUGCCUUCCACUGCCUGGCUCCCCUCCAGGGAGGCCUCUGCUGCCUCCAGAAGACGUUCACCCCCCAAGGCCACUGCUGCCACUGAUAGCUGGCACUGGAGGCAGGACAGGCCCUGCCUCUUCUCCCUCUGUUGGGACUGGUCCCCUGCAGGACCUUGCAACAUGUUAGACAUUAUCUUAAAAUUAAAACGUACAUAUUUGCAGAUC
Molecule: messenger RNA, 2295 nt
Organism: Lemur catta (Ring-tailed lemur)
Lineage: Eukaryota; Metazoa; Chordata; Mammalia; Primates; Lemuridae
Gene: AIFM3
Product: apoptosis inducing factor mitochondria associated 3
Exons: 19
Coding region: 167-1963 (598 amino acids)
Biological process (GO): execution phase of apoptosis
Cellular component (GO): mitochondrion; cytoplasm
Molecular function (GO): oxidoreductase activity, acting on NAD(P)H; 2 iron, 2 sulfur cluster binding; flavin adenine dinucleotide binding
Source: RefSeq, a predicted model, not a curated record